GUUCACAGAUAACGAGGAAGCUCAAGGCGCCAGUCCUUUGCCGCUACGGGCGGAGCUUCCCGAGCAACGGUGGAACGGCCAAUGUACUGCUGAGACGCGAGAGAGCUUGACAGAACACGGGCCAAACGAAUGAGCUGGGAAACGGACUUUAGAAAGAGCUUUACGAACGGAAGAAUCCAUUGCGCUUUCCACCAUAAAAAAUAGUACUCUCAUUUCGAAGUGUAAAGUAUGGGUAACGAGGCUGAAAGUUUAAAACCCAAAACAAAUAGAUGGGUAUCACAUUAAAUAAUGAAUCGAAAGAAUCGAGUAUCGAGUGCGUUAAGAGUGCUUUUUUGUUGUCCUUCCAUCGUAACGCUUGCCUAAGGAUCGCGAAGCUGACGAUGUGCGUACGAUCAACGACAUGCAAAAAAUGAUAAAACUAUGAGCUCCUAAAAGGCUGAAAAGCUUUUUCGUUGUUAUCAUUCUUGACGGAUUCUUCUCCGCGUAAGCUCGUUCGUUUGUGGCGCAGCUUUUUUAUCCCGCGAGAGUCGAGCACACCGGGGCCGAUGCUGCUUCUACUUCAGAGGGUACCGGAGCAGGAGUGCAAAAGAGAAUAAGCGAGAGGACGGGAGAAGGAGAGAGAGAGAGAGAGAGAGAGAGAGAAAUAUUCGAGAGAUACUGGAACGUGCGUGCUACGUCUGAGCGCGAGUCUCGCUGUCCGUUUGUGUGUGUGCAUGUGUGUGUGUGUGUGUGCGUGCGUUUGUGUGUUUGAAUAUGUGUAAGCUUGCGUGCUCGAUGAAAAAAGUCUCUACCGUCGGGAAAAGCCCAAUAAAAUAGAUCACACUUUGACUUGUGCGCUCGCUUAACUGCCUCGGGCGAACACGAACGAAUCCCUCGCCUAAUAAAUUCACGCAUACGUGAGUUAUCGCGAAUUAGGGGUGGCUUUGCCCCGAGACAACCAUCGGCAAAUUAAUAAUUGAGGCGCUAUGAGUGCAUGAAAAACAUACGAAUUACAAACGAGCGAGAAACGAAGGAGAAGAAAUAAAUAAAAGAAAAGCAUGAGUCAUGAUAUCGACGAGUAAACGCGAGGGGCGAAAAGUGAUGGGGGAUGUUGAUGAUGACGAUGAUGGAAAAAACGAAAAAGAGUGAAGCCUCGUAUUUUCUUCGUACAUGUAAAUUUACACAUUUAUCAGCGAAAAGAAACGCGAGAGAGGGGGAGAGGGCGCAAGAGAAAAAAUAGAAGGGACGUGCAAGUGCGGAAAGAUCUGGUUUUUUACCUCGCGAAAGUGAAAGGUGAGAAAUGCAUAGAUUAAUUCAACGACAUGGGAAGACGGCUGGAAAAUCUACGAGACACUCGCGGUGUCGGCUUCCGUAAAGUUCAUCGAAUAGGAAAACAGAUUAAAACAUAUACGAGAGAAAUAGAAAAUUUCCAUCGACGCCCGUCUAGGAAUAGCGCGCACAGAAGUUCGUCGCAGAAUUUAGUGUUUACCGUGUGUGCGUGCGUGCGUGCGUGUGCUUUGUACGUUGAAAAAUAAAAGGGGAAAUAAAAAAUUGGAAUAAACCACGCGUUCAUAAAUACUUGAAUAAAUACAAAUUCGUUGGGAUUUGAUGUAUUGAGACGUGUAGAAUCCAACCCUUUUUGUAUCCGAGUUAAAUAUUCAAUGCUAAUCCGGACCAAUAUAAUUUGCCCGCGAACAAUUUAAGGGAUCGGAAAGUUCGUGGAGUUUUUUAAAAUAAAUAUUUUAAGGCAAAUUCCAUGGGGUGAACGAAGAGAAAUCGUGGCGUCGAUAAACAUGCUUCGAGCAACGAGGAAUCGUACGUGAAAACUGUUCGAAUGAGCCGAGUCUUUUUUUACAUCGUCAUCUCGAGGCAGAGCUUCAGGGUAAAUGCACUAACACUAUAGAAGCUAGAUAUACUCACACGCACGCCGAAUCACACAGCUGAAAAACUUUUUUCUCCUCCUUUUCCAUUCUCGUGGGGAAGCGAAGAUAGUAAAAGCGGAAAAGAGAGAAGGAGAGAGAGCAAGGGAGGAAGACGGAAUGACAGAAAAAGUGUGGAGACGAGAAAGACAAAGUUGGUACAUCUAUUUAUAAUAUAUAAAACGGUGAAUCAACCCGGAGAGCGAACAGUGCGCCGGGCGAUCUCGGAGGGUGUAGAGAGUCGAGUUCAUCAUCGUCUCGUUCCUGCUUCUCGUGGUCUCGGUUUUCUCAAAAAAAAAAAAAAAAAAAAAAAAAAAAAAAUUCCUCCUAACCCCAUGGAUUACUGAUUUCGAUUUUCCUCCUUGAAAUUCAACACAUUUAUUGAUCGGAAGAGGCUGAAGGGUUUUACUGUUAGGAAUAAAAAGUGAACAAGUCAGCGCGACUUUCGUCAUCGGAAGUGGAUGAAUGCAUUAUUAAUGAAGUGAUCGAACUGCGGGAGUGCGUGGCGCCUUCGUGCUUUCUAACCCUUGACGCACAGCCCGUACUACAGGAAGGGUUCGAGACGCCCCACCCCUUCGUAAACACUAUUUUUCGAGUGGUUACGAAACGAGCUUAAUGUCGAAUCUUUGGAAACGACGAGCAGUGGAAACUUAAGGAUCGCGUAUUGCAGCCGAAGAAAAAGACUGAUUCAUAUGUGCAUACACAUAUAAACGAAUAUCACGGAUAUGACGCGUGGAACCGCCCGGACCACGUGAUAGAGCGUACAUAUAUGACGCUAUAUAUGUACGCGAGGAUCUUUCGUCGAGGGACCAAAAAGCCCUUAUAAUCGUCAGGAGGAUGCGCUCUGGAACGAAGCUCGUAAAGAUAAUCUCGCCGUAGCAUGCCAAGGAGGUGGGCGAUCAGGAGGAGACGCGUCGCUCUGAUCCGGGGUCGAUCGCUCGUUUGGGUUGAUCGACCGUGGCGAUUAAAGGAAGUCGUUAGAAGGAACACGAGUGGACGUGAUUGGGACAAUAAGAUAACAAGAAAUAUAACGAGAAGAAGACCGAAGCCGCGGGACAGGAGAACCGAGCAAAUUGAUACGAGCGACCGAUGAACACGGGGAAUGAUAAUGGUGACGUUUCGGGUCCCGGUGUUGCGGUCGGUAACGGGGCCCGUGUCACUAAUUAUUCAAACAUCGGCCAAACACCAACUGCUGAAAACAACAAUGCCCCAAGUACGAACGAGACACCGAUCAACGAUCCUACCGGGGCCAAUAAUGCGCUGCAACCUGCUGAAUCAAAAGCGGCCGCGGCUGCCGCAGCGGAGAAAAAACGUCCCGCGAGAAGGGGCAAACCUCCACCGGACCGACCUGUCAGAGCUCUAUUUUGUUUACCACUCAAAAAUCCAUUGAGGAAGUUGUGCAUCAGUAUCGUCGAAUGGAAACCUUUCGAAUGGGUUAUUCUAACAACUAUAUUCGCUAACUGCGUGGCUUUGGCCGUUUACACUCCAUUUCCUUGCGGUGAUUCGAAUCAGACGAAUCUGUACUUGGAAAAAAUAGAAUACAUCUUCCUCGUUGUGUUUACCCUCGAAUGCGUGAUGAAGAUUAUUGCAUACGGAUUCGUGGCCCAUCCUGGCGCUUAUCUUCGAAACGGAUGGAACAUGCUGGAUUUUACAAUCGUUGUCAUAGGCAUGGUCAGUACAAUAUUGACGAUAUUGAUAAAGGAAGGCUUCGACGUGAAAGCUCUGAGAGCUUUCAGGGUCUUACGACCACUUCGUCUCGUCUCAGGUGUUCCAAGUCUUCAGGUCGUUCUCAAUUCCAUUCUUCGGGCUAUGGUGCCGUUGCUCCACAUUGCUCUUCUCGUACUCUUCGUCAUCAUAAUCUACGCUAUAAUUGGCCUCGAGCUCUUCUCCGGAAAGUUGCAUAAAACUUGUCGCAGCAAUCUCACCGAGGAAAUGAUGGAAGACCCACAUCCGUGUGGCGAUCAGGGUUUCCAGUGCAGCAGCCUUGGCGAUGAAUAUUAUUGCAGUCGUCGGUAUUGGGAAGGUCCAAACAAUGGUAUCACCAAUUUCGAUAAUUUCGGACUUGCGAUGUUGACCGUCUUCCAAUGUGUUACUCUCGAGGGAUGGACCGACGUACUUUACGACAUCGAAGACGCAAUGGGGAGUACGUGGCAGUGGCUCUACUUCAUUUCCAUGGUGAUUCUUGGGGCAUUUUUCGUCAUGAAUCUGAUUCUUGGUGUGUUGUCCGGAGAAUUCUCCAAGGAAAGAGAGAAAGCAAAAGCUCGUGGCGACUUUCAUAAACUCCGGGAAAAACAACAGAUCGAGGAUGACUUAAGGGGCUACUUGGACUGGAUCACUCAAGGCGAGGAUAUCGAUGCGGAGGCUGAUGAAAUGACCCAAAUGCAAGAUGGAAAACCCAAACAACAGAGCGAGAUGGAAAGCACGGAUCGGCUGGAAGGUGAUGAGGAAGGAAUGCAGCAGGAAUCCACGUGGAAAAGAAAAAAACGAGAUUUUGACAGGGUGAAUCGACGAAUGAGAAGAGCGUGUCGGAAAGCCGUAAAAUCUCAAGCAUUUUACUGGCUCAUCAUAGUUCUGGUGUUUCUAAACACAGGGGUAUUGGCAACCGAGCAUUACAGGCAACCAGACUGGCUGGACGAGUUCCAAGAUUACACGAAUACGGUUUUCAUUGCUCUGUUCUCCAUGGAGAUGUUGCUCAAAAUGUACAGUUUGGGAUUUCAGGGCUACUUCGUGUCGCUUUUCAACCGCUUUGAUUGCUUCGUCGUGAUCGGCUCAAUCAGUGAAAUGAUAUUGACCAACACCGAAAUCAUGCCACCUCUCGGUGUAUCCGUACUCCGCUGUGUCCGAUUGCUUCGUGUCUUCAAAGUCACAAAGUACUGGCGAUCUUUGUCCAAUUUAGUAGCAUCCUUGCUCAACUCGAUACAAUCGAUCGCCUCGCUUCUCUUGCUUCUCUUCCUUUUCAUCGUUAUUUUUGCACUUCUGGGAAUGCAGGUGUUCGGUGGUAAAUUCAAUUUCGACGAUCUUCAGGAUAAAUCACGAAGCAAUUUCGACAGCUUUUGGCAGAGCUUGCUGACAGUAUUUCAGAUUUUGACCGGUGAAGAUUGGAACGCAGUUAUGUACGUGGGAAUUCGAGCGUACGGGGGUGUCGCGAGCCACGGAAUUCUCGCAUGCGUUUAUUUCAUAAUUCUCUUCAUUUGCGGCAAUUACAUCCUGCUGAACGUCUUCUUGGCUAUCGCCGUCGACAAUCUCGCCGAUGCCGAAUCGCUAACAGCCAUUGAGAAGGAAGCUGAAGAAGAAGCAGAGAAAAACAAAUCUCACAGUGGUUCUCCGGCACGUGAUGAAAUGAGUGGCGACGGAGGAGAGGACGGAGGCGAUCUAACGGGAGGCGAAGACGAAGGCGAGGGCACCGAUCUCGAGCAGGAUCCUAACGAAACAAUGGACGAUUAUGAAGUCGCCAUGGACGAAGAGAUGUCAAAGGACGGUGAGGAAUCAAAUCGUCAUGGAAAGGUACGAUUAAACAUCGAUUCGGACGACGAAGAUUUGGACCACGGAAUGGAGGACGAAGAGGACGAGGAGGGUGAUGGGCACAUGAACGAUGACGGUGGCGAAGGAAUAUCGGCAAGACCACGUCGGAUGUCGGAGUACAAACAAGGAGGAACGGAAAAGCAACCGAUUCCUCCGGGCUCUUCUUUUUUUAUAUUCUCUCAGACGAGUCGAUUCCGAGUGUUUUGUCAUUGGCUGUGCAACCACAGUCAUUUCGGAAACGUUAUACUCGUUUGUAUAAUGGUGUCAUCGGCUAUGCUGGCUGCUGAAGAUCCUCUCAGAGCUACGUCGUACAGAAAUCAGAUAUUAAAUUCCUUCGAUUAUUUCUUCACGACGGUAUUUACGAUCGAAAUACUCUUGAAAAUGGUAUCGUACGGUUUCGUGUUGCACGAUGGAGCAUUCUGCCGAUCAGCGUUCAAUCUUCUCGAUCUUCUCGUCGUUUGCGUCUCUCUCAUCUCGAUGGUCUGGAGGGCCCUUUCCCCUAGGUCUAACGCUAUAUCGAUAGUCAAGAUUCUUCGAGUUCUUCGUGUACUUCGACCAUUGCGUGCCAUCAAUAGGGCCAAAGGCCUCAAGCACGUAGUACAGUGCGUCAUCGUAGCGAUAAAGACUAUCGGAAACAUAGUCCUCGUCACCAGCCUGCUGCAGUUCGUGUUCGCCGUCAUUGGCGUGCAGCUCUUCAAGUACGUGGUGAAAUGUGUGAUUGUCGCCAUUAAAACGAUCGGCAACAUUAUGUUGGUCACCUACCUUCUUCAGUUCAUGUUCGCUGUUAUCGGGGUACAGCUCUUUAAGGGCAAGUUUUUCGCUUGCAACGACGAGUCCAAAGUCACCGAAGCCGAAUGCCGAGGGACGUAUUUGGUAUUUGAAGACGGCAAUAUAAAUAGACCGGUGAUGAAAGGUCGAGCAUGGAAGAGAAACGAUUUCCACUUCGACGACGUAGCCAAAGCGAUGCUCACGCUCUUCACGGUGUCCACGUUCGAGGGUUGGCCGAGCCUGUUAUACGUCUCGAUUGACUCGAAUCGUGAGAACUACGGUCCAAUUCACAAUUUCCGACCGAUAGUCGCGGCGUAUUACAUCAUCUACAUAAUCAUCAUUGCAUUCUUCAUGGUCAACAUAUUCGUCGGUUUCGUCAUUGUUACGUUCCAGAACGAGGGAGAACAGGAGUACAAAAAUUGUGAGCUCGACAAAAAUCAGCGUAACUGCAUCGAAUUUGCACUAAAGGCAAAACCAGUGAGACGCUACAUACCGAAGCACCGUAUACAGUACAAAGUGUGGUGGUUCGUUACGUCACAGCCCUUCGAGUACACGAUAUUCACCCUUAUUAUAAUAAACACGAUUACACUCGCGAUGAAGUUCUACAAUCAGCCGGAUCCCUACACCCACGCACUCGACGUCUUGAACAUGAUAUUCACUGCAGUCUUCGCUCUGGAAUUCGUCUUCAAACUCGCAGCUUUUAGAUUCAAGAACUAUUUCGGCGACGCUUGGAACGUUUUUGAUUUCAUCAUUGUUCUUGGUAGCUUCAUCGACAUUGUCUAUUCCGAAGUUAACGCACGGGUGCAUGCCAAGGCGGGAGGUGCACUCCCAACGAACGUUCAAAAACCUGGCUCCAAUAUUAUUUCCAUCAACUUCUUCAGGCUCUUUCGAGUUAUGCGUCUCGUGAAAUUGUUGAGCAGAGGCGAGGGCAUCCGAACUUUGUUAUGGACCUUCAUUAAGUCUUUCCAGGCCCUCCCCUACGUCGCUCUUCUCAUUGUAAUGCUGUUCUUCAUCUACGCCGUAAUCGGAAUGCAGGUUUUUGGAAAAAUUGUCCUCGACGACGACACUGCGAUUCAUCGCAACAACAACUUCCAAACUUUUCCUCAAGCUGUUCUCGUGCUCUUCAGAUCCGCGACAGGUGAAUCUUGGCAGAAUAUUAUGCUCGCCUGCUCCUCGAGGCCUGGCAAAGUAAAGUGCGAUCCGAAGAGCGACGACGAGAAUAAUCCUGCAGGCUGCGGCAACGACAUUGCUUUCCCAUACUUCAUUUCCUUCUACGUGCUAUGCUCGUUCCUCAUCAUAAAUUUAUUCGUCGCCGUAAUCAUGGACAACUUCGAUUACUUAACGAGAGAUUGGUCCAUUCUCGGACCCCACCAUCUCGACGAAUUUAUACGUUUAUGGUCCGAGUACGAUCCAGACGCAAAGGGACGUAUAAAGCACUUGGACGUUGUGACACUGCUACGGAAAAUUUCACCGCCCUUGGGAUUCGGUAAACUCUGUCCACAUCGCGUUGCCUGCAAGAGACUCGUUUCUAUGAAUAUGCCCCUGAACAGCGAUGGCACAGUUCUCUUCAAUGCGACGCUUUUUGCGGUCGUUAGAACUUCCCUUCGCAUCAAAACUGAGGGCAAUAUUGACGAGUGCAACGCCUCCUUGAGGGCUGUUAUCAAGAAAAUAUGGAAGAGAACGAGUCCCAAAUUACUUGAUCAAGUUGUACCGCCUCCGGGAGGUGACGACGAGGUAACAGUCGGCAAGUUUUACGCGACAUUCCUCAUACAGGACUACUUCCGGAGAUUCAAAAAGCGCAAAGAGCAGGAAAUGAAGGACGGCGACAAAGACUGCCAAAACACAGUGACACUGCAAGCGGGAUUGCGAACCCUUCACGAGGCCGGUCCGGAAUUGAAACGUGCUAUCUCAGGAAACUUGGAAGAAUUACUCGACGAUAAUCCCGAGCCAAUGCACAGGAGGAAUCACUCUCUUUUUGGAAGUGUGUGGUCGAGCAUGCGAAGGGGUCAUCAACAUUUCCACAGAGCUAAAUCCCUCAAGACGAGCGCCAACAACGCCCCAAAAGCGUCGCCAACAAACUCGAUCGACUUUUUGCCGUACUCUUCGUUACAGCGAGCCGGUGUGCUCGAUGGAGGCAAUUCUGUCACUGCAAGAUCACACCAAGUUGUGCCAAACGUAGCGGGGGGUUUGAGUGACAGUGCCAUGAAUCAGCUAGUGAUGGACUCACGGCUGAGUGGUCUCGAGGAGAACAUUCCUCUCCGACCACUCGCGGUUUUCGCUGAUUCGAGACUCCAACCGUCCAACAUUCAGAAUCCUUACAAAGUCCUUGAUCUUCAGGACGGAAUCGAGCGGCAGUUGACACCCCCCACUCCACCACCACGGAGGAACCUACCAGGGUCAACAACAGCGACCACCACAGCAACAACGAGUCAACCGUCGACGACUACGACAGCGACAAGCACAACUUCAACAACUACAUCAACAAGCGCAACAACAACACCUGCAGCAUCGUCCGGCGGAACAAUCGCACUCACAACAACCGAACGUAACGAUACGAGCACCGACUCAACGACAAGCCUCAGUCCAAGCCCGAGCUUCGGUUCUUCCUCCAACAGCGCCGCCUGUUAUUAUUCGUAUGCGUCACGAGGCUGCUGCGUUGACUUAGUCGCCUGGGGUCAUCAGCACGCAGCGUUGGAGGACGAAGAGGCAGACACGUCACCGGAAGAAGGUGGCUGUUCGAGCGCCUCAGGGAAGCGCAACAAGUGGCGAAAACGUACGAAAAAGAGCAAAACGACAUUUUCAAACGGUACGAAGGGCGUAGCUGCUCUUGCACCGUCGACAAGAUACAGUGCAACUGGUGGCGGGAGCUCGGGACCGCUCGAGAGAAUCUCGUCGAAAACACGAAAAAGACGAGACCACACGGGCGAGGGGGGAAAAGCGAUUACGAGCCGAGGAGUCGAUCCUACCGGCGGGAGAAACCCCAACAAUGGCGAUCGGAGCAUCGCCAACGGUCUCAAACUUGCCCAGACUCAGGCGAUCGCCGUUGCCGGAUAUCUCGCCGAUGUCGACACGAGGCAAUGGCGGGGCUGCGAAUCCUGCUUCUCUCACAGGGCUUCUUUCCACGGCAGAGUUUCCUGGGCCGGCGAGAGUAACGGGGGCGUCGGAACAGAACGAUUGUCUCACAGUUUGCCGGGCAGUCCGGCCGAUCGAAAACCUAAUUUCGAAGUCAUCGGUAGCGCUGAAAGUCUCGUCGGUCGGGUACUGGUAGAGCAAGGCCUCGGGAAAUAUUGCGAUCCUGAUUUCGUGAAAUAUACAUCGAGAGAGAUGCAAGAGGCCCUUGACAUGACGAGGGAGGAGAUGGAUCGUGCUGCGCAUCAGUUAUUGCUGCAAGAGAGACGCGGUCACCCGUUGACUUUCCAGCUGCAACAGAGCAUGGAUCAGCACUGGAACGAGUCGAAUCAACAGCAAGGCCCGAGAGAGAUAGCUUAUCAGCAACUGCGUGAGCCGCUCUCGUUCGAGCAACAACAGCAACAGCAACAUCAACAUCAACAGCAACAACAGCAGUACCGUCAUCAACAGCCGCCAUCUUAGCGACGUGAGUGACGCUGAUGGCGUCCUCUCUCGUACAAAAAUUAGUUAAAGUUCAAUCGUCUGUAUCGAAAAAAAAAAAAAAAAAGAAAUUUUUAACACCGUGAAUCGUUCAUUUCAACAAUUUAACAAACACAAAUCGAUCGCGUAUUCAAAUCUUAUUAAAAAAAUUAUCUAAAUACGUGUGUGCGUGUGUGUAUUCGUAUAAAAAAUUUAUAUAAAUACACAGACGAGAAUAGAAGAAAAAAAAACCCUAAAUUUUGUACAUGUUGUAUAAAAAUUCUGUUAUUCCUAUAAACGCAGUCGAAAUGCACUCAUUCAAUUAUAUACGUAAUGUACCAUUUAUUCUAUAAUCAUAAAUACGUCAUGUACAUAACUAAGCAGUUUCACACAUACGAUUUUCAAUAAUUUACAUUUUAAUUCUGGACGUGAUUCCGAGAUGAGGUUUUUCAUCGUAAUACCAUCGGAUCUUAUUAUCGAAAUUGAUCGAGUGGCCCAAUUUUAUCACGUAUACGAUCCAAACGGUUGAAGAUAAGGCAAAAGUGCACAGGACCAAUAUUGUAGAGCGGAAAAUUUUCUACUGAAAAGUCCGCACUCGCGUAUCUCUCUCUUCAGUAUCUUCAGCAUCAAAGCCGAUUGACGAGACUCGUCAGGAGGGAGCUCGAUUGGUUAUUCAAUCCAAAAUCCCGUCCAUUAUUAAAGUUUCAAUUAUUGCCGAUCCAAUAAGAAACGCUCUGUACAGAUGUAUAAGUGUAUAUGUAAACGUGGAUUAUUUCAUGCCCAUUUCUCCGCUCACUUUCGUCCGAAAAAAAGCUCAAAUUCUUCAGCAAAUGAAAUUUCAAGCCACGACAUUUUUCUCUCAAAUGCCAUGAAAAAAAGCCCGAAAAAGAGAACGAAAAGAAAUAGAAAAACGGCGACGCACAAUUGUCCCACAUUCAAAUCAUUUUUCGACGAUGAAAAACAUUGAAAAUACUAAAAAAACACGUGUCAAACAUUUUUACUUUAAAAAAAAAAAAAAAGGUGAAAGACUAUUUUGUCCGAGCGUGCAUGAAAUAUCUCGUAAAUAUACAUGAAUACAUAAGUACGUGCACGCAUGAAUUUCUUUUUUAAAAGGACACGUCGAAGAUUUUUUUUCCCGGCGUGUUAUGAAUCGGCAUCGAAGCGAGAUGCGACAAGUAUCAUAACAAAACUCAAAUUUCAUAUUAAUUGUACAGAGAUAAAAGAAGCAAAAAAGCCCAGUGAAAAAUAGCGAGUUUCGAAAAUAAAUAAAACGACGAAUUCUUUGCUUCUUCCAAAUUUCCUUUCUAUCUAAAGUUCGUUGACGAAUUUCUAUGUAUCAAAUUUUCCUGCAAAAGUGGAGGAAGCAUGAAAUAAACGGAACCGUUGUCGGAUCGAGAGAUUGAUUAUUAUAUUAUCGCGCGAUAUAGAAACAUCUCGUGAGCCAUUAGAAAAAAAGAAAGAAAGUUUAAAACAGACAGAGAACCGACGCGAAAUAACGUCGCCCAUUUCUACUGUACGUAUAAAUAAAUUAAUGAAUAACGGUGUAGCCGUUGUGACUACGAAAAGUAGUGUCGACGCACCCAUUUGUUUCUAGAAUCACGUUUAUUAUUGAAUGCUUCAAUAAUUAUUGUCGAGUUUGUGUCGACCUCAUAUUAUAAAACAUUAUUGUCAUUAGUGUUAUUAUUCAUUGUUAUUACUUCAUCAUUAUUACUAUUAUUAUUAUUAUUGACUGUAACGAAGAUUUUAAGGAGAAAUAACAAGUGCCUAAGUAUCUAUAAUAACUUAUUUUGGACCAGAGAAAAUCUUUAUUAAUAAAUCAUACAAAUACAUAUACAUAUAUAUAUAUGUAUAUAUGUAUAUGUAUUUGUAUGAAGAUACACAUUAAUGUAUAAAUACAUAAGUACAUACGUGUGUGCGUGUGUGUGUGCGUGUGUGUUCGAGGUACAUUGUACUACGAUUAAUUAAUAGCUCGACACGUGGACGCGAUUGUAUCAAAAUAAUACAGUUGAGAACCAUGUGAAUUUCUGGGCAACGUUAAGACUCGUAGCACGGAGUUGCAUCGAUUGAAAUAUUUCGGUAAUGCAUUAUCUGUUCUGACGAUUAACGGCAAUGGACUCAACAGUAAUUUUAUUAGUCUAUGCGUAUGUACGAGUCGAGUGGGUUCGACAAUUCAUCGUUGAUUGCUACUUGAUUAAAUGUUUCGCUCGUUUUUUUUUACACUUUCAUUUAUUGGCUUACUUUCCAAGGCUUUACUUUUUCGAGCUCGCGUCAUCAAUGGAAGUAUCGAGGUAUCUUGAGUAGUUUGACAAAAUUAAAAAGUUUAUUUUUCAAAACGAAAUUCAAUCGGAGUUUCAGAAAUCGUUUAUAAAAGAAUCUAAGAUUCGAAAUAUUUACACUUUCACGCGAGUUUAUCGGAAUUGUACAUCACCGUUUAUGAGCGAACAAUAAUUAUCGUUUUGUGCGUCGCAACGGUUAAUGCAUUAUGUAUAUACCUUACUAUUUUGACAGUUAUGAUGUAUCAAAAGAGGCACGCAAGGAAAAAAGGCCUUCUUUGCUUUCUCGAAUGAAACACUUCGCAUUAAAAUACACAACUGUUGCAUACGUAAUGAAGAGGUUAAAACAAAAUGACACUUCGAAACCACCACUCACUGUAUUUGUUUACACGCAUUAUCGUACUCUUUGCUUUGUCGCAUCUUCGCCAGUCGGCUACCGCCAAACAAACAUGAUUAAAGUAAAAAAAAAAAAAAAAAUCAUUAGCCGCGGUUGAAAUUCUGAGUGUGAUGAUGUUUAACCUCCUCUUUUUACUUAUGCAAAAGCUGGAUCUUUCGAUCAAAGUGUCCCUUCCGGAAGAGUAUUCGAAAAAAAAAUUGAAAAGAGAAAAAAAUCCUAGGUGAGAGGUGAAUAGUGAACAGACAAAUCUUCACGAAUUUGAUUGCAUCAGGGUACACUGAUGUGUUGCCCACCGCGUGGAAAACCGCUUGAUUUUCCACCUUGUUUGUCACGAGAAUGAACGAAUUCUCGUAAAAGAUCCUUGUCGCAAAAAAGGUCUGGAAAUUUUUCGGAAUUGAAAGUUCGACGAGUUGGUCGAAUUCUCUUUCCCAAUGGCUGACUCGAUAUUGUGUACAGUGUCGAGAGAUUUUACUUGGACGAAUUUUGAGAAAAAAAUAAUGGUAAAGAGGGAUAAAAAUAGAGUACGAAAAAGCGUAAGAAUCAUUAGGAAACAUAAUUAUAUACACUCAAUUUUAACGUAAUUGCUUUUCGACGUUGUCCUUCUUGAACUUUACGAUGUAUUAUCUAUGAUGUCUUUUUAUACUAUUGUAAAAAGUGUUUACAACUUAGCGAUGAAGGAGCGAGCAAACAGAGAACUAAUUGUUCGUGGCGUAAGACUAAAAUACGAGGGUACGACCGGAGCGCGGCGGCGAUAGCACGAACUAAAAAACAGUGAAACGCCCUCUCGUGCAAAUUGUAUAAUACUGUGAUUAGUAAGGAAUAAAAAUUAUAUAGGUGAAGAGAAAAAAGCACGAACCACCGCGUCGGGCCCUAGAAAAAAAAUAUAUAUGAAAGAUUAAAAACAAAGUGAUUGAUUUCAUUAUUAUUUGGCAUUUACGAAAGAAAAAACGCGCUACAUAUGCACAUUAUACACCGUUUGAAUUUGGUUUUCAAUACAUCGCGCACCAACCGUCGAGAUGUUGAGCCAAAAAUUACGAAAACAAAGAAAGACUAUUUCAAGUACCGAUGGCAUACGUUGAAUUGAUUGAGCUCGUCUUUUCGUCCUCCCUCAAAUUCUUUUCUUGCCUCUUUCCCUUAUAACAAGAAAAAAACAUACUUGACAAAGAAGUAUAAAAAAAAAUCAACCGACCAAAUAUCACUGACGAGUGCCUGAUUGUCCACGACAUUGUACUUAUUUCCCUGACCCAAUUUGUAUUAUUACGCGUGUACACGCAUGAGUACUUCAUGUAUUUACUGCAAUACACGAUUAUUAUACCGAAUACACGAUGUGAACGACAGAGACCGCGAAAAUAAAGUAGCAUCUUUUUCCAACGACGUAUAGAAAAUAAAUUAAGCAUAAAAAAGAAAAGAAAAAGAGAAAGAAAAGCACAGACUUGUUGUAAAAGUCGCUCGGUCAUGUUUGCGCACAAUGAGUAUAUGGAGAACGCAUCGAUGAAAAAGCCAAAAACGUUGGAGAAAUUUUUCAUGUAAAUUGGAAAUGAACAUUGUGAAAGAAAAAUACAAACAGGAAAGCGUGCGAAAGCCCUGGUUGAAUUUUGGGCCGGUAACCUCAAAAAACCACCGCGUGUUGAUGAAAAAUUUAUAACGAAUCUGCGAACUUGAAUUUGCGGUCAAUAAUUUACACAUAUUUUCUUAUAUUAGCAAAUAUUGUUAUAUCCGCAUACGCGUUUAUAUGUGCGCUCACGAAGCGAUGUAAAAAUAAAAAUGAAGAUUAAGAAAUUGAGAAGAGGGAAAAAAUAAGGAAGAGACGGACAAAAAGUAAAUAUUCGCGUGACAAAACUGUUCAGCUUAGAUUAAUGUAAAUAGGCGAAUUUACAUACUACCGUAAUUUAUGGGACUUUUAGCAAAUUUUUCGAUUUAUUUGAUACUUAUCAAGCGAACGAACGAGAGAAAGAAAAAGUAAAAAAAAUCUUCCGAUCAAAACAUAUGGGGAGAUUGUAACAUGCGUUAAUAAUUCGUUCGAUGAGUAUUUAUAUACAGAGCAAUGUAUAUGCAAUGUACAUUUUAUUCGAAACUAUAUAUACUAAUAAUAUCGUUCCAUUUAUCCUUUUGCACAAAUUAAUAACGAUGAAAAUUCCGAAAUUAUUAUAUAUAAAACGUCAAAACAGGCUAUUCUGUCGUGGCAAUGAACGAGAAAACGAAGGAACAAGAACUGAAAUGUAUAAAAAGUGUGAAACAAAAGAAACCUCAAAUGUGAGAGGAGAACAACGUGAAAGUGUGUGAAAAGCAAUGAUUCUGCCAAAUAGACGGUUUAACACGAAA
Messenger RNA from Venturia canescens, 14768 nucleotides. RefSeq names its product Ca[2+]-channel protein alpha[[1]] subunit D (gene Ca-alpha1D). Gene Ontology annotation, molecular function: high voltage-gated calcium channel activity. Gene Ontology annotation, biological process: calcium ion import across plasma membrane. The coding region runs from base 2988 to 9779 and encodes 2263 amino acids. The record is from RefSeq and is a predicted model, not a curated record. The transcript is spliced from 42 exons. Gene Ontology annotation, cellular component: voltage-gated calcium channel complex; membrane. Lineage: Eukaryota; Metazoa; Arthropoda; Insecta; Hymenoptera; Ichneumonidae.